Molecule: messenger RNA, 504 nt
Organism: Pseudomassariella vexata
Lineage: Eukaryota; Fungi; Ascomycota; Sordariomycetes; Amphisphaeriales; Pseudomassariaceae
Exons: 2
Coding region: 1-504 (167 amino acids)
Source: RefSeq, a predicted model, not a curated record
AUGCCCUUUUGGGCGAUUGCGAGGGGUGUGGCAUUUGAUGGAAACGCGGAACAGGGGGAGCUUGCCGCGCUGAUCGCCCACGCUGGGUCCCGUCCCUUCGCCCGUCCAAUGGACAAGGAAGCCAUGGCCGCGCUGCGAAAAGAGCUGAUAGGCAGCAAAACACAGCAUAACAUAACACUGCAACUGCCAACAGGGAAACUGGAAGCGGGUUCGAUCCGAGCUGAGGUGGCAGAUUCUACAAGUCUCAACAGUCCCGAUCCAAUGGCUGAAGUGCGAAUGAGUCGCGUGGUACUUCAAACUACACCGGAGGUACCUGAGCCUCUAUUACGGUCAAUUCCACUGUCGGAUGGGCUCAAGCCAACCAAAGUGCAUCGUUGUAUCCUGUUACGACAUUGUGACGAAGUCUGCUCACGCUGGGAUGGCACAAUCCUUCUCUGCAUGAUAAAGUGGUCGAAGCAUGAUUCUGAGCAUAUUGGCCCGUACGAGACAUCAAAUGGCGAUUGA